Molecule: messenger RNA, 1290 nt
Organism: Panicum hallii
Lineage: Eukaryota; Viridiplantae; Streptophyta; Magnoliopsida; Poales; Poaceae
Product: auxilin-like protein 1
Exons: 2
Coding region: 1-1290 (429 amino acids)
Biological process (GO): clathrin coat disassembly; clathrin-dependent endocytosis
Cellular component (GO): intracellular membrane-bounded organelle; cytoplasm; vesicle
Molecular function (GO): clathrin binding
Source: RefSeq, a predicted model, not a curated record
AUGGGUAGUGAAGAAGGAUCUGCUCCUUGUAACCAGGAGGACCAGAAGUCACCCGAAAGUACCAACAGAGGACGAAAUGAUCUAGAUGCAAAGUGUGAUACAACUUGUGAUGAAGUUGGAUCUGAAUCCUUUCCAGGAGAUGAAGUUAUCCUCAAAGCUGCAAGUUAUAGUGCCACCAGAACAACUAUCAAUUUGAAGGAGGAGCCGGCUUCCUCUUCAGAAAUGUAUACUCGCAAGCAGCACUCGGUGCAAAACCAUAACUCUGCUAUGUCUCAGACAUCUUGUAGUGUUCCUGAUUUUGGAGAAACUGGAGAGAUUUCCAACAGAAGAGAAAGAGAAUUACGAACACAAAGGUCUACAAGUGAAGAGAAGAGCAGGGCAAGCAAAUUUGAAGAAAAAGACACUACAGCUAGGAUAUCAAAGGCAGAGCACGGGCCGUCUCCUUUGGAAACGUCGCAUGGUCUAACCAAAUCUGCUGAAUGUCCCUUGCCAGUUUCAGCAGAAACAUGGAAAAAAGACGCACUUGGAGUUCAGAGGGCCAAAGAGAGGGAGAAUAUAACAAGAGUAGAUAAUACAACUGAAAAGGAUAAUGGGUCUUCUCGGAAAACACAAGAAACAAAAGAAAGUGAAAGGAGAUUGCAGAAAGAAAGAGAACUUGCCGAAGAGAAGGAAAGACGAAAAUUGGAAGAGGAGGAAAGGGAAAGGGAACGGAAAAAGGAUAGACUUGCUGUUGAAAGAGCGACAAGAGAAGCGCACGAGAGAGCAUUUGCUGAGGCUCGUGAAAAGGCAGAAAAAAUGGCUCAGGAAAGGAUUACUGCUGCACGGCAACGAGCAUCUGCAGAAGCCAGAGAGAAAGAAGAGAGAGCAAGUGCUGAAGCAGCUAUUGAAAGGGCUACUAGAGAAGCUAGGAUAAAAGCAGAACGUGCGGCAGUUGAGCGAGCAACUACAGAAGCUCGGGAGCGGGCAAUAGAAAAGGCAAAGGCCGAGAAGGCUCUUGCAGAAGCAAGAGAACGGAGGGAACGGUACAGAUCCUCUUUCAAAGAGGGUUUUAAGUCAACCAAUCAGGACACGCUAGCCCUGACAGACCCAUCCCGAGGGUUCGCCAAGACGUGCAGUAUGUUCUUCGAGAUCGAUCUGAGGACGAUCGACGCCGGCUCCGGCCAGGCGGCGGUGCUCAGCAGGGGCGUGAACGUGAUCGAGCACAACGCCUGCGUCGUCAGCGACGGCAAGCUCGUGACCAAGCUCCUGACGAGCUGCUGGCGUACACGCCCGCGCCGUUCGCCGUCAUAG